Molecule: messenger RNA, 2432 nt
Organism: Stereum hirsutum FP-91666 SS1
Lineage: Eukaryota; Fungi; Basidiomycota; Agaricomycetes; Russulales; Stereaceae
Product: FAD/NAD-P-binding domain-containing protein
Exons: 17
Coding region: 12-1313 (433 amino acids)
Biological process (GO): secondary metabolite biosynthetic process
Molecular function (GO): FAD binding
Source: RefSeq, a predicted model, not a curated record
GUAUCCUCACGAUGGCGGAUGACAGCAAGAAGUUCUCUGUGGCCAUUGUUGGGGGUGGAAUAUGCGGGUUACUGUGCGCAAUUGGCCUGAACAAAGCUGGCAUCAGAGUGGACAUAUUUGAGUCGGCAGCAAAGUAUGGUGAAGUCGGAGCGGGUGUCGCCAUCGGGCCAAAUGCUGUCCGAGCCUUGAAAGCGUUUGGAGUGCUCGAUGAAGUCAUUUCGAAAUCAGACGAGGACGGACUUACCAUGAAGACAUUCGACUAUAUUUAUGGAACGGGAGAUUGUGACUUCAUUUAUCAUUAUCCAGCUCGUGAAGAUGACGACGCAUUAGCCGUCCACCGGGCGUCCUUCCUCGAAGCUCUGGUCAAGUUCCUCGACCCCAACCUCACGACUGCACAUUUCUUGAAACGAUGCACUUCUGUCACUGCUUCGCCCACCAAUGCCUCCCGUUCGAUGCUGCGAUUCUCAGACGGCACAACACACGAGACUGACCUCGUCAUCGGAGCAGACGGAAUCCGGAGUAUCGUCCGACACACUGUCGUUGGCGAAGAGAGAGCCACUCGAUCACUCGUGUAUACGAACACCGUAGCAUAUCGUGGGUUGGUGCCACUCGAGACGUUGAAGAGCCUCGACAUAAAGACUCAACUGUCACCAGCUUCUCUCGAAUGGUCUGGCCAUAAUAAACAUAUUGUAACCUUUCCGAUUAAGAAGCACACCGUACUCAACGUCGUAGCCUUUGUGGCGGACAACACCAUCCCUCUCGGCUCCGUGACACUCCCACCAGGUACACCCUGGGUGACCCCCGUCCCACAACAAGAGCUUCUGGACGCAUAUGCCGGAUGGAGCGAAGACGCGUUGAAGAUGCUAAGGUGCAUAGAGAAGCCUAGCAAAUGGUCGAUAUUUGCUUUAGACCCGCCGCUGGAGAGUUUUGUUAAAGGAAGAGUGGCAUUAGUUGGGGAUGCGGCGCAUGCGAUGCUGCCCCAUUUAGGUGCCGGCGUCGGACAGGGCAUAGAGGAUACCUGGGUGCUCACUCAACUCCUCGCACAUUCAGAGACUAACCAUUCUAACCUCGAAGCCGUUCUCAAAGCGUACGACAGCCUCCGCGUUCCCCGCGCCAACUUCGUGCUGAAAGGCAGCAUCCGCGCUGGUCGUAUUUAUGAAGGCUUUGGCGAGUCGGGACCGUCUGCUGAGGGUAUAAAGAACGAUAUUGAGGGGAUGUAUGAAAAGGUGUGGCAUCAUGAUUUAGAGGGGGAUGUGAGAGAGGCGGUGACGCGAUUGAGGGCGGAGGGGGCGAUUUGUGGCGGUGAGACUUGAGAUUAGAGGGUGUGUUUACGGCGCGAAGGUGGGACAUGGACGGCCAGGCGGGCGGCGAUUUCAUUCGUACGCGUUGAAGAAUAAGCUUGCGAGGUGUCUGGAUCGUGGAACAUCCGUGUAUUGCAUGCAAGGCCAAGGGUCAUUAAGUACGUGAUGGGAGCGAGUGUCAGUGUGUCAAUGCUAUACAAUAUUUGUGACAAGGAAAGAAGCGUAUGGUAACAAAACAAGGACAACAGUGGAUAUUUGUAAGAGUGAGAGCGUAUAUGAUGUAUAUUCAGUGCAGAUGUGAUGCGAGGUCUGAGAGAAAGCGAUGUACAAAAACGAAGGACGUUGUGAGCGAUCGUCCAAUGAAUGUCGAAAGCGAGUGCGUUUGUCGGAUGAUGGACUAUGAGAGGAACCAUAGUGACAUCGUUAUGUCGGAAGGAAGGUGGCCGCCCGCGCGGACAUCUGCUCUGGAGUCUCCUUGAAUGCCGCAAUCCCGAUCAAGACAAACCCUAUAAGGAACCCAAUCUCGAAGAGGAUCCAUAAGAUUGCCCAGACAUGUGAGGGUACACUAGGAAACAUCAAGUUAAAUUGUGUGGCGUCCGAGUCAUUUGGCUUGCGAAAGUACUUGUCGUCCGCGAUGUCCCAAACGACGUAGAAUAUGUGCAUGAUACCGAUGAAAAGCAUGUACCACCUUAGCGCCUGCCCAUGGUCGAUAAACCAGAACCCAAUUAGAAGCCCUUCAUAUACUACGGUCAGGAUGAUGGUUAAUUUAUCCCGGACGAGAACGAGGGGGGCCAAUAUGCCAAUGCCCGCCACGAAACUCAUAACCUUCGCCACUAAUGUAUCGAAGCCUGCCAACACAAAAGCCGCUCCCAUGACAGUCGAUCCGAUGUAUCCUGCUGAAAGGAUAGUUGGCGGGUGUCCCCCUUGGACCAUGGUACAGCCUCCGAGGAUGGGGUCUAUACACAUUCGGGUUAUGGUCCCGCCGGACAGAACCGCUAUCGUUGCAUGUGAAAUUUCAUGCCACCCGAUAACGAACAAUUUGAGAGGGUAGAUGAGGUUGCGAGCUCCUGGAACAUUCCAUAGACCAAAUAUAACGACGGCAUAGACACCAAUAACAUAUAGAACUGGAAC